Messenger RNA from Zygotorulaspora mrakii, 570 nucleotides. RefSeq names its product rRNA-processing protein FCF1 (gene FCF1). The transcript has a single exon. The record is from RefSeq and is a predicted model, not a curated record. Gene Ontology annotation, cellular component: small-subunit processome; nucleolus. Lineage: Eukaryota; Fungi; Ascomycota; Saccharomycetes; Saccharomycetales; Saccharomycetaceae. Bases 1 to 570 code for a protein of 189 amino acids.
AUGGGUAGGGAUAAGAGAACCAGGAAGUUUGCACUAGUAAAACGCACAAUUAACGCAAAAAAAGACCAGAGAAUAAAGGAAAAUGAAGGAGGUACAUCAAAAAGUGAGGAUCCAGAGUUAACAAGAAGCAUACCGCAAGUGUCUAGUGCCCUUUUUUUCCAAUAUAACGAAGCUAUAAAGCCUCCAUAUCAGAUUCUCAUAGAUACAAAUUUCAUAAAUUUUUCAAUUCAGAAAAAGAUUGAUUUGGUCAAAGGUACCAUGGACUGUCUUUUAGCAAAGUGUAACCUAUAUAUCACCGAUUGUGUUAUGGCUGAAUUAGAGAAGCUUGGUCCUAAAUUUCGUAUAGCUUUAAAAUUGGCUAAAGAUCCGAGGAUUAAAAGACUAACGUGCACACAUAAGGGUACAUAUGCUGAUGACUGCAUUGUACAUAGAGUGUUACAACACAAGUGCUACAUUGUUGCAACCAAUGAUGCUGGGUUGAAGCAAAGGGUUAGAAAAAUUCCAGGUAUACCAAUAAUGAGCGUCGGUGGUCAUGCAUACGUGAUUGAAAAGUUACCAGAUGCGUUUUAA